GACGAGCCUGUAGAAAACAAAGCCAAUGGGACAUAAGUUGAGGAAGCUUAAAGGCCAUAAAUCAGGCAUCCGUAUUAUUUGACCGCCUAAAUGAGGUCCACCCAAAAAUUAAAUUCACCAUGGAAUACGAACAUAACGAUGAGUUCAAUUUCCUAGACCUAAAUGAAAAAAAGAAGAAACGAUAGAACGGUCGAAAAGUCCAUCUACAGAAAAGAAACUUGGACCGAACAAUAGCUUCACUACAACAGCUUCUGCCCUAUGAGCUAUAAGCGGGGAUUAGUAAGGACACUGUAUGACAGGGCCAGGAAGUUAUGUUCGCCUAACAAGGUAAAAGAAGAAUUAGGCUUUGUUGAAAAAUGCCUUAAGGGAAACGGGUAUCCAAAAGGAUUUAUCCUAAAGUACAGCAAAGAAAGAGAUGAGAAAGAGAAGUAUGCAACAAUUGAAAAGAAGAAAGUGUUCAUUUGCCUCCCCUACAAAGGAGAAACAGUAUCGCAAAAGAUUGAAAAGAGGAUGAAGGGAGCAAUAAAGAGAUGCUUCCCUGCAGCCAAUCUGGUGACACUAUAUACAGUACUACAUGCUCUAUGAGGCAACUGAAACUGGAUAAGUACUCUGCUGGUGUUACCUCCAACUGCAUUUAUGAAUUUACGUGUACCUGCGGCAGCAAGUACAUUGGAAGGACUGAAAGAAGGGCUUCUAUCAGGUUUUCAGAGCAUAUUCCAAGAAACUU
This is a messenger RNA of Trichobilharzia regenti, 727 nucleotides long. NCBI's taxonomy places the organism in Eukaryota, Metazoa, Platyhelminthes, Trematoda, Strigeidida, Schistosomatidae. The record is from the annotation of a GenBank genome assembly.